Cottoperca gobio is the source of this 1203-nucleotide messenger RNA. RefSeq names its product family with sequence similarity 151 member B (gene fam151b). The transcript has 5 exons. Lineage: Eukaryota; Metazoa; Chordata; Actinopteri; Perciformes; Bovichtidae. The record is from RefSeq and is a predicted model, not a curated record. Bases 312 to 1004 code for a protein of 230 amino acids.
CAAUAAACCCAAAACAUCCGUUCUCUUUAUAUGUCCAUACAAUUAGCCAUGAAGUGGACUCUUUAGUUUAACUACGUAUGGCCAAAGUUUUAUUCGGAUGUUUUAGAGUUUAUGUUGUUUGGAAUUAGAAUGGUAAUCAGUAAAAUAUCUUCAAUGUAUGAACUAUUUUCAACUACGCUAAAUAUUAAUAAUAGCUCAUUUUAAAGCUUAAUUUAACCUACUCUUCUAUACUCCUAUUCGUUAAUUUAAAUCAUACUGUCACAUUUUAAAGUGGUGUGAAAAUGUACAGGUAGUUUUAUCUCGUAGAGAGGAUGUCUGACCAGACGCUCGAGUACUUCUUGAGCCGGAGUGGAAUAAAGCAGAGGGACGCUGCGGAGGUGUGGUGGUCGCACGCGGUGAACAGCAGAACCAGGCUGGCGGAGGCGCUCGCAGGUGGAUUUACACCGUGUUCUGCACGAGAGCACUGUCCAACUCAUAUGAUUGAGGCAGACAUAAUUAUAAGAGGUCGGGACCCUAAAGAGCCAAUCAUGGCACAUCCCCCUGAUACAGACAGUGACAUCACACUGAAAGAGUGGCUGGAAGGAGUGAAGGAGUAUGACAAGGGAAUAAAACUAGACUUUAAGAGCCUGGAGGCAGUGUAUCUGUCUGUCGUUCUGCUGGAGGAGGUGCUGGCUCAGCUGAUCCGUCCUGUGUGGAUCAAUGCAGAUAUACUCUCUGGUCCUGGGGGAAAGGCCAGACCUCUGGAACCUCAGGCUUUCCUUUCUGCUGUGAGAUUUCUUCCCACUCACACUGUGCUCUCUCUCGGGUGGACUACAGGAUGGACUGCUGGGACAGAUAACGCAGGUUACAGCUGGGAUAUGGUGCGUGAGAUGGAGGAGAUAUGUAGAGCCCUUAAACAUCCUGUAACCUUCCCAGUGCGUGCCGCUCUCCUGCCCCAGUCGUUGUCGCAGCUCACAUGGCUGCUGCAGCAGUCAGACAGAGGAAAGGAAUCUGAACAGGCUUGAAGAGCCAGGGCACAGUGAUCCACAUCUGCUGUAGCAUCCCAGAGAGACGAUGGUGCCACCACCACCAGCAGAGAACAACAAAGAUGACCAUGCAUGAAAAGUUAGCCAGAGAAUUUCAUGAGCAAAAAAUGAAUGAAACUCUAAAUUAGGAUUGCAUACACCCUGGACCUUGAUGGAAAACCAGUUAUUACGGUUCCUG